This is a messenger RNA of Zingiber officinale, 2298 nucleotides long. RefSeq lists its product as uncharacterized. The transcript is spliced from 3 exons. The record is from RefSeq and is a predicted model, not a curated record. The coding region runs from base 226 to 2298 and encodes 690 amino acids. Lineage: Eukaryota; Viridiplantae; Streptophyta; Magnoliopsida; Zingiberales; Zingiberaceae.
UUGGCUAAGUGCAUUCUUUCUGCAGGGGUCAGAUCUCCAAAGAAGAAACAAAAUGCUGCUGCUUUCGAGGAUGACCGGAAUGAUACGGAAAAGGAUGCAACCUCGUCCGUCCGCUCCGCCAAGCAUGGCAGAAGCUACACUCGUGUUCUAGUGAAGAAUCUAAUAGCCAGGAGGAGAUCAGGAGACAAGGAUAAGAAGCAGAGCACCACUCCCUCGGCGUCGCAAAUGAAGCGGACCUUUUCGAUUCAUCAUAUGGAUUCUAACGAUUAUGUUGCUCAAGAUCCUGAAUCAAUAAAGCAAAUAACAACUGAGAGAGCUGAUAAUGUGGAGGUGGAUUCUGAACAAGCAAUUGGUCCUGGUUCUUCUUCUGCACACAGAGUGUUGCCAAUUUUGCAAUGCACAAGUGAUACUAGUGUAGGUGAUGUGGAGUUUAGAGACAACAGUUCUCCGAAAAAGGCUACACCGGUUUCGUCGUAUCGAUUUUGCAGGAGCAGGAGCAGCAUAGAUGGAUUGAGUCGUGACCAGCUGCAUGAGCUCUUGAAUCUAAUAGCAGAGGGACAGACAGAAAAUGAUGCAAAUGCUGGCACUGAACUCUAUCAGUCAAUGUUCAUGGACAUAAUGCAGAAGCUCAUGAAGAACAAGGACUUGUUCUUGAUGUUCCUGCAGGAUCAUUCGGUUUCAGAAAAGGAACUUAGGAAAUCUGGUUCUUUUCCUGGACCAGGAUGGUUCCACAUAAAUAGUCUCUCAACCUUUGAUCAUAAAGAAACCGAAAAUGGAUCGAUAGGCAAGAAACAGAAGUCCAUCCAAGAUCGAGAUUCCGACAAGGAUAAUAAAGAUCAGAAGAAUGUUACAACUGUUUCAAGACAUUUUAAGGUUCUUAAGAAGAAGAUAAAAGAUAUCAUAAAGGAAAACAACAAGGAACAAGCAAGGAUAUCUAUGGACAGUAUCUUUCACAAAAUUCCUUAUGGAGAAAAGGCAUCGAAAAUUAAGAUGAAAGAAACUGGACUUGCUUCUACUUCUAGCAGCAACAAUAAACUCAAAAGGAUGAGGAAGUCGACUUCUCUAACCGAAUCUUUAGGAAGGUACUCACAAUUGCUGGAAUCCGUUUCGAGCACAGACGCGAAAAGAUCGAGAGUAGUAGAGAAUUCAGUAGAGUCCAUUUCGAGCAUCGAAGCUAAAAGAACUUCAAACCUGAUCAAAGAGAGUAAAGAUGCACCAACAAAGAAGGCACCAAGAGCUUUGGGAAGAAUGUUCUCUCUUCAAGACUUGCAUUCAUAUUCUCUAAGCAAAAAUCACUCUCAGUUACCAUUGAAACCGGAGAGACUGGAAGAGCAGCCAAUGAAAAAGGAUGGAAGUUUGAAAAUCGCGGCAACCAAAGAACAAGUGUUGCCAAUUAAUGAGCAGAAGUUAGUAGCAUAUGAAGCAUUAGAGUUGUCCAUAAUAAAAGAUAGAAGCUAUUGCUUUGAGGAUGAUUAUAGCAAUGAUGUUCUGAGGACACCAACCGAGAUCUUGGUCGCAGACUCUCGUCAAAGUUCAGAAACAGGGAAUUUUUUUAGAGAAUUGAGCACUUGGAAAAGUCAUACCGAUAUGGUUGAGCCACAGAUUGAUUCUGACAUUGAAGCAACUCCUAGAGAUGAAAAUGUAGACGAUCUCUUCGAUGAGGCACCAAGUUUGAGAGCGAAAAAGCAUGGCUCCUUCCACAUACAAGUAGAUGAAAUGAACGAGACCGAGUUCCAAUAUGUGAGGAACAUACUCCUGAAAUCGAGAAUUGGCAGUGAAGUGACCCUUGGAGAAUGGUAUUUGCCUGAUCAACCAGUCGAUCCGUCCCUAUUCGAAGAAGAAGAAGAGUGCUCCUCUCAAGCUCUUAUGCUCCAUGGAAAUGAACUAAUUAACACAACACUGAAGCACAUGCUUCUGUUUGAUCUAAUCAAUGAAGUGUUGCUGCAGAUAUAUGACACUUCGUUUGCUUAUUGCCCUGACUGUCGGAUUCGACCGGUGCCAGUAGGCCACCGAGUCCUGGAAGAGGUGUGGGCAGUUAUUAGCCAGCAUCUCAGCCAUCAACUACUGCUGGACCAGACUGUGGAGAGCACUGUGGCCAGGGACUUCAUGAAGAAUGAUGGAUGGAUGGACCUUAAACAUGAUACUGAGUUUGUGGGUCUUGACAUGGAAGAUUGGAUAUUGGAAGAAUUGGUCGAGGAGAUAAUACUUGAUUUUGAUGAUAUAUGGAUCGAGAAAAUUAUAGUCGACUAUGAUGAUAUAUCAGACCUCGAGUUCUUAGCAUAUCAACUUGAAGGCUAG